This is a messenger RNA of Venustampulla echinocandica, 450 nucleotides long. RefSeq lists its product as uncharacterized. Bases 1 to 450 code for a protein of 149 amino acids. Gene Ontology annotation, biological process: spindle pole body organization. Gene Ontology annotation, cellular component: central plaque of spindle pole body. Lineage: Eukaryota; Fungi; Ascomycota; Leotiomycetes; Helotiales; Pleuroascaceae. The record is from RefSeq and is a predicted model, not a curated record. The transcript has 7 exons. Gene Ontology annotation, molecular function: calcium ion binding; enzyme regulator activity.
AUGGCUGAUUCUCUUACCGAAGAGCAAGUCUCUGAGUUCAAGGAGGCUUUCUCUCUCUUCGAUAAAGAUGGCGAUGGACAAAUCACUACGAAGGAGUUGGGCACAGUUAUGCGAUCGCUCGGCCAGAACCCCUCUGAAUCUGAGUUGCAAGACAUGAUCAACGAGGUCGACGCUGAUAACAAUGGAACCAUUGACUUCCCAGAGUUCCUCACUAUGAUGGCGAGGAAAAUGAAGGACACCGAUUCCGAGGAGGAAAUCAGAGAGGCGUUCAAGGUCUUUGACCGUGACAACAACGGAUUCAUCUCCGCUGCUGAGCUCCGCCAUGUCAUGACAUCCAUUGGAGAGAAGUUGACAGAUGAUGAGGUCGAUGAGAUGAUUAGAGAGGCCGAUCAAGAUGGUGAUGGACGAAUUGACUACAACGAAUUCGUCCAGCUCAUGAUGCAGAAGUAG